This is a messenger RNA of Myotis lucifugus (little brown bat), 2097 nucleotides long. RefSeq names its product echinoderm microtubule associated protein like 1 (gene EML1). The record is from RefSeq and is a predicted model, not a curated record. The coding region runs from base 154 to 708 and encodes 184 amino acids. NCBI's taxonomy places the organism in Eukaryota, Metazoa, Chordata, Mammalia, Chiroptera, Vespertilionidae. Gene Ontology annotation, molecular function: microtubule binding. Gene Ontology annotation, biological process: microtubule cytoskeleton organization. Gene Ontology annotation, cellular component: mitotic spindle. The transcript has 7 exons.
AAAAUAUUUUAGGAUCCAGCUCAGUCUUCUGGUUUUCAUCCUUCAGGGUCUGUGGUUGCAGUUGGAACACUGACCGGGAGGUGGUUCGUGUUUGACACAGAAACAAAAGACUUGGUCACCGUGCACACAGAUGGGAACGAGCAGCUGUCCGUCAUGCGGUACUCACCAGACGGGAAUUUCUUAGCAAUAGGCUCCCAUGACAACUGUAUCUAUAUCUACGGAGUCAGUGACAAUGGGCGGAAGUACACACGAGUCGGCAAAUGCUCGGGUCAUUCCAGCUUCAUUACUCACCUGGACUGGUCUGUAAACUCACAGUUCCUCGUGUCAAAUUCUGGAGACUACGAAAUCCUUUACUGGGUUCCCUCCGCAUGCAAGCAAGUCGUCAGUGUGGAAACUACAAGAGACAUCGAGUGGGCUACAUACACCUGCACUUUGGGAUUCCACGUCUUUGGAGUGUGGCCCGAAGGCUCGGACGGGACCGACAUCAAUGCCGUCUGUCGGGCCCACGAGAAGAAAGUCCUGUCGACGGGCGAUGACUUCGGCAAAGUGCACCUCUUCUCUUACCCUUGUUCGCAGUUCAGGGCCCCCAGCCACGUGUACAGUGGGCACAGCAGUCACGUCACCAACGUAGACUUCCUCUGUGAUGACAGCCACCUCAUCUCCACGGGCGGCAAAGACACCAGCAUCAUGCAGUGGCGGGUCAUUUAGUGCCGGCGGGGACCCGGGAGCAGCGCAGGCCCCGAGGCACAGACUCGGUUACUCGGUCACUGUGAUUUCUGUUUUGUUUGAAAAGUUCUCACAAACCUCAGGAAAACCACUCCCUGUACCGGUUACCUUAGCGUAGUGGAUCAGUGAGCGCCACGUCGGAUCAGCAGUUCAGGUUUCUCUGUUGUACAAUAUAUAAAACACAUGUAAUGUAAAAAAAAAAAAAAGCCAAGGUUUACAGCACGGCGACAUCAACAGGUUAACUGGUAUAUCCUUCCUACCUUUUCUAUGAACUCUUCGAAACGGUCACAGAAUGCCUUCAGAUACUGUAUGUAGGCUUGACUCGCUCACCAUGGAGCCUGCGAGGCCGGGAUUUAUGAGAAUGAGGUACUGAAUCACGAUCACUGUUGCUUAAUUGGUCCUAAAGGGACACACGGAUUGAGUAGAGGGAAGAACCGACUGCACAGCUGAGUCAGGAAAUGCAGCUAUGACUUUCUUUGGUUCCAUUGUCUACGGUUCCAUUCAGUUCUCCCUCUGGGAGGCGGGUGGGAAGGGGGUUGAUUAACGGUUCAGCCGGGGAUACAGGCAUUUCAGAGUUGCAGCUAGACUGCCCGCCGACCCCAACGCAGUCAGCCCUGACACCCUCGUGAAUGGCGCCCCCUGUGGUCCCCGUCCACCUGCCCCGUCAGUGGAGACAUUUGGCCACCUUCCUCUGUAUAUUAAUUGGCAUGAUAUGGUAUUGUACUUGUAUAGGAUUUUAGGGAUUCAAAAUAAAUACGUAAGGCUAGGCUUUACUAUUUUAUGCUUAUGGACAUUGUAUAUUUGUAUUUUAAGACCAAGUAGACCAAGUCAAAAAGAUACCACAAACCUCCAGCAGGGAGUCUGGGAGGCUCCGCCAGGUACGCAAGGCAGCUUCUUUCCUGUCUUCUGUGCCCGGCCGGCUCGCUUGGCGAUGAAAUGAGAUUGCGUUCUGAUGAGUAAAACGUAGGCGGCGUCCAUUUGUCAAGAAGGCCUUAUCCAUUUCGAUUGUGAGGUAGACUGAAAUGUAUUGUUUACAUUGAGGAAUGUAUCUCAGAUUUUAAAAUAGAAGAGUAAUAAGCAGACUUUAAAAACAAAUAUUAAGGUUUUUACUUGUUCUAGGCAAGUAAAUGUUGAGCUGUCUGGACUCAGCCCUGGCUGUCCUGCCAGCCGAUUGGUCACGACACUGCGAAGUGUUGUGAUGACAGACAGCUCCCGGCUGCUGCGGACAGGGCGCCAGUGAACAUGUGUUAAAGGUGAAUCUGUUUGUAUGUAUCCUUAUCAAAUAUAUUCUGUAAUGAAAUAAAAUCUGAAAAGUGGAUUUCUUAUUGACCUAUAAUCAUGAAAGUAUAUAAAUUAAAAUAUUUAAAAUUA